This is a messenger RNA of Humulus lupulus (European hop), 1817 nucleotides long. RefSeq names its product probable methyltransferase At1g29790. The record is from RefSeq and is a predicted model, not a curated record. Bases 132 to 1286 code for a protein of 384 amino acids. Gene Ontology annotation, molecular function: methyltransferase activity. Lineage: Eukaryota; Viridiplantae; Streptophyta; Magnoliopsida; Rosales; Cannabaceae. The transcript is spliced from 2 exons.
UCUUGAAUCUCAAAACUUCAACUUACCCAUCUCAGAUUUUACCUCUCACUCCUCAAAUCUCAGGGCUUUUUAGAGUUUGGACCAAAAAAGCACCGAUCUUUGAGGAGGAGGAAGAAGAAGACUACUCAGAAAUGAAAAUGGGUUUCAGUUUCACAAUGGGUCUGAAUCUUCUUCUCCUGUUGGCUAUGGUGGCUACCAACAUACUCUCACUCUACCACCUCUCAUCCAACAUUCAACAACCAACUUCCAAGCCUUCUACCCCAACUCAACAGGUCCCUGAUUACCUCAUGCACCAGCUCCAAACCAUACGCGCCACCAUCAAUCACCUCACGCGCCACCACCCCGAACACUCCUCCACGGCGUCUGCGAACAAACCCACCUCCAUGCCUUCCGAUCUCCUUCUCUACUCUCAGCUCUCUCCCAUAGCUUCCUCUUGUCAUAACCACCCUGACCUCCUCUUCAAGUACAUGAACUACACCCCUUUCUCUCUCUGUCCUCCUGGAUCGGACGACGUCGUUGAGGCCCUCAUCCUCCGUGGCUGCCACCCUCUUCCACGCCGCCGUUGCUUCUCUAAAACCCCACCAAAACCCUCUUCCUCUUCACUCCCGCACGAUCCUUUUCCGGCUAAGCUCCUAGACGACGUCGUUAUGUGGAGCAAGUACUCUUCUUGUAAGAGCUUCGAUUGCUUGAGCAGGCUGAAUCCCAACAUGGGUUUCGAUAUGAACAGUGAAGUUUCAAACUUUUUGAGCUACAAGUCCGAGUUGGACCUCCCGGUUCCUCAGCUGCUUCAGAUCGCUAAGGCUGCUAACUCGGUCCUCCGACUCGGGCUGGACAUAGGUGGCGGAACAGGCACCUUUGCAGCCAGAAUGAAGCUCCACAACAUCACUGUUCUGACCACUACAUUGAAUGUUGCGGCGCCUUACACUGAGGCUGUGGCACUGAGAGGGCUGGUGCCACUCCAUGUGCCGCUGCAGCAGCGGUUGCCUGUGUUCGAUGGGGUUGUGGACAUUGUGCGGUGUGGCCGAGCUGUGAACAGGUGGAUUCCGGCUGCCACACUUGAAUUCUUGUUGUUUGAUGUGGAUAGAGUGUUGAGGAGUGGAGGGUACUUGUGGUUGGAUCACUUCUUUAGUAAAGGAGUGGAUCUUGACAAGGUUUAUGCGCCAUUGAUUGGGAAAUUGGGUUACAGAAAAGUGAAAUGGGCCACUGCAAGUAAGACUGAUUCAUCUGGUUUGAAGAAUGGAGAGGUUUACUUGACUGCUCUGCUUCAAAAGCCUAUUCCCAAAUGAGAUUUUUUGAGGAAAACUUUAUAAAAAGGAUUACUUUUGUUCCAAGAUUUAAAGACCUUCUCUUCUCUCACUCUUAGAAGAUGGAUGAGGCUUUGAAAUGGAGUAAGAAAACAACAUAUUUAUUUCCACUGAAGUGGGUUAUAUUUUUUAAUUGGUUAUUAAGGUAGGGGCAAUUGUGGAAUAGUAGAUAAACAUAGUGGGAUAAAAGGUGAACCAAAAGAUCCAUGUGAAGAAAAAAAAAAAAAAGCUUAGCUGAAGACUGAAGUGAUAAUCUUUUGUUGGCAUCUUGACUGUUUGUAAGAUAAAGUUAUUCCUUUAAUUUUUUUUAGAAAUAAAGAAUAUGGAGAAUAUUGUGAAAAAAGCAAUGCUUUUAUUGAGACAAUUCUUAGCAGGAAAAUGGUAAAGAGGCAAAGGAACAAAGUGUGAGAUAUUUCAUUGCUAAAAGCUUUGAAUCCAUUUUAGAAAAGCUGGGUUGAAAAAGUAAAGGAAAAACUCAAUAAAUGUCUUACUUCCCAUGCUAAUUGCCAAGUC